Molecule: messenger RNA, 1894 nt
Organism: Culex quinquefasciatus (southern house mosquito)
Lineage: Eukaryota; Metazoa; Arthropoda; Insecta; Diptera; Culicidae
Product: mucin-21-like
Exons: 2
Coding region: 2-1408 (468 amino acids)
Source: RefSeq, a predicted model, not a curated record
GAUGAUUUUUCCUAAUGCUUUGGAUUUAAGUGUACCCACUCCGAGGGAGGAUGAAGGACGGCGGCCACGGCCUAGCUCAGUUUUUGCACGUGUUUCGCUUCCGCUAGACCUCAGGAAGCGGGCUGGUGCUGUCAUCAUUUCGGCCUCGGCGGAGGGCCGCAACUCUCUCCCGAGAGACAGAACAACCGAUGCGCAAUCCUGCCGUACACGAUCCCGUUCCCGUUCCCCAUCACGCUGGCUUCCGCGUGGCCACAUGUUUACCCCGAGAAGCAGCGCUGCUUCCGCCGCCGGAGCCGAAGCGAACACCAAGAUGGAUGGCCACAUGCUUGACCCGAGAGGCAGCGCAGCUUCCGCCGCCGGAACCGGAGCGAAUACCGUGAUGGAUGGCCACAUGUUUACCCCGAGGAGCAGCACAACUUCCACCGCCGAAGCUGGACCGAAUACCGUGAUGGAUGGCCACAUGUUUACCCCGAGGAGCAGCACAACUUCCAACGCCGGAACCGGAGUAAAUACCAAGAUGGAUGGCCACAUGCUUGACCCGAGAGGCAGCGCAGCUUCCGCCGCCGGAGCCGGAAUGAACACCGUGAUGGGUGGCCACAUGUUUACCCCGAGAAGCAGCGCAGCUUCCGCCGCCGGAACCGGAGCGAAUACCGUGAUGGAUGGCCACAUGUUUACCCCGAGGAGCAGCACAGCUUCCGCCGCCGGAACCGGAGCGAAUACCGUGAUGGAUGGCCACAUGUUUACCCCGAGGAGCAGCACAACUUCCACCGCCGAAGCUGGACCGAAUACCGUGAUGGGUGGCCACAUGUUUUCCCCGGGGAGCAGCACAGCUUCCGCCGCCGGAACCGGAGCGAAUACCGUGAUGGAUGGCCACAUGUUUACCCCGAGGAGCAGCACAACUUCCACCGCCGAAGCUGGACCGAAUACCGUGAUGGAUGGCCACAUGUUUACCCCGAGGAGCAGCACAACUUCCAACGCCGGAACCGGAGUAAAUACCAAGAUGGAUGGCCACAUGCUUGACCCGAGAGGCAGCGCAGCUUCCGCCGCCGGAGCCGGAAUGAACACCGUGAUGGGUGGCCACAUGUUUACCCCGAGAAGCAGCGCAGCUUCCGCCGCCGGAGCCGGAGCGAAUGCUUACCUUCAUGGAUUGGCGGAACUCUUGAACACUAACAACUGUCCAGCUCAAGCCCGACUUCCUGGCGGCCACGGGUUGCCCCCGAGAGACAGCGCAUCCUACGCCAUCACUGAUCACCACUCUCAACUAUCGCUAAUCCCGAUACCGGAAGAAGAACUUCCCAGUAGCAGCGCUGGCACGCGUGCCUCGAACCCGUUGAGUGAGGAAGAUGACGAAAAACGUGUUGCACAGGGUAAACAUGUUAAAGAAUCAAAAACUUCAAUUUAUUUUUAAAUGCUUAAUUUAUUUUACAGUUCAGAACAAAGACGCUAAAUAUUCCAAGGAGACCCUUGAGCUUGUGCUUGAAAAGGUCACAAGUGGUGUGUUGACCACGUACAUGGCGAGUAAGGAGUACGGCAUCCCGCGUGGAACAAUUCAGUUCCGAUUGGGUGAUAAGUGUAAACACCAGGAGAGGCCUGGCCCACCGACGACGCUCACCGCGGAAGAAGAACAGACACUCGUCACGUGGCUGUUCGAGAUGCAGCGGAAAGGGUUCCCCGUGACAGCUGCAGGACUCCAAGAGAAAGUGUCCCUUUUCAUCAAAGCCUCUCCGCGGCCAAACCGUUUCAAGGAAGGAGUCCCCGGUAAUUUUAUUGUUUUAAAGAUAUUUAUAGAGAACGUAUCGUGACCUUUAUUUGUCUAAAUUUUACACCUGAAGCCGUUUUAUAACGUAUUUUUGACUGUUCCAAAGUAACAAACUGCUGUGUGAGUUGGCGGAGA